Molecule: messenger RNA, 7289 nt
Organism: Limulus polyphemus (Atlantic horseshoe crab)
Lineage: Eukaryota; Metazoa; Arthropoda; Merostomata; Xiphosura; Limulidae
Product: cGMP-inhibited 3',5'-cyclic phosphodiesterase A-like
Exons: 16
Coding region: 82-3897 (1271 amino acids)
Biological process (GO): signal transduction
Molecular function (GO): 3',5'-cyclic-AMP phosphodiesterase activity
Source: RefSeq, a predicted model, not a curated record
UGCCUCAUGCUGUUUAGAAAGCACGAGCUUCUCAGUUGUCGAUUAGCGAACAAGUAAGAUGAGCAGCUGUUAAGGGUGGUCAUGGCUUUAUGCAACACUAGCGUUCCUAGCCGCCCUAACUCCUCACGAAAAAACAGUCAUACUUUGGAUCCCGACAAUAACGGAUAUGUUCAAGUAUUAGUUAAACCUCUUCAUGGUAGGAAAUGUAGUAUUCUAUUAAGUUGGUUAGGUGUUCCGAAUCUUGUGAUUUUGCCGGAACACGCGGCACUCGUGUACGGUGCAGGCGCUGUUAUUUGUUGCUGUUUGGCUUAUAUUGUUGUAGUUUGCGACAUAACUGACUUUUUUCAACGUUUUUGCAGAUUUACAGUACUUCUUUUUUCAGUAUUAUGUGCACAUUAUCUUUUUGCUUUGUACAGUCGUAAGAAAAUCAAUACCACAAGUUUUUAUUUUUUGUUUUGCGCCGGUAUUCUCGGCGAAAUUGCUGGCCAAUGUAUUUGUCGCGACGAAUCUGAAACCACCACAGACUAUGGUGAGCUAGACAUAACAUCGAAAUAUGCUAAGAACAGGGAUAAAGGCUUAAGUCUGGCAGCUGUAGGCCAGCUGCUUGUGUACUUGGCCUCAUUGGCAGGAGCUACCGCCCUUGCCAACGUUCCGGGUCGGCUUGGCACUGGGAUAGUUUCAUUCUUUGCCCUUGUUCGGCUUGUAGUAUUGUUAUGUCUUCCUGAACUGCCUGCACGUGUAAGCCCCUUCGUGGCCCACGUGUGUGGACUGUGCGGUGUUCUGCUAGCCAAACAUACCGAAACAAUGUUACGCCCUCCAAUCGACACCAUCAUCACCCAGGACGGUAAGAUUCUGGCUGUUCGUCGGCGUCGGACCUCGAGUUCUGCUGGACUGCAUGUCUUUGGUUACGGGAAACCCCGUCGGACCUCCCUUCCAGCUCUCUCUAGGCACUGUUACGGACAGAGUUCGACUUCUACUGUGGACAUAGCCCUGCUGGCCGAGGCCCACGGAAUAGUGACUGACAUGCUAGCUGACUCUAAUCUUCCUCCUCAUAUCAUUAGUGGUCUCCGAGCUUUGGCUUCUCUCCUCUCUCCUCCUACACAUGGACCUUCACAACCAAGACACCGACCAGGUGGAGCUAGCGUAGCUCUGACGGACUUUAACUCUGGUUCUGAUACUGAAGAAAUACCUUACACUGGAGAGAGACCUUCUGCGUUACCCAAGCGAUUGCGAAAAAAUCUUCCACCUAGUCUUUUACGUCGAAUGUCAGCUAGCACUUGGACAACUACCACUUCGGCUACUGGCAUGCCUACAUUCGAACCAGAGCCUAACCGUAAACGUACCACCAGUUUCAGGUUUCCUUUGGACUCUAACCACCAGGCUUCUCUAGGUUUAGGCAGUGCUAUAUCAGGAAGUUCAUCGUUUGGUGAAGGUUCGGGUCGAUCAAAUAGUUUAACUGUUGAAGUUCCCUUUAAUAAUCCCUUCUCUCCCCUGCUGGCUAAAAAUAUUCCUUUGCCGAUCUUUACGUGCAGCAGCAGCGCCACCUUUUCCAAGCAAGCUCGUUCGUAUUCCACCACGUCGAUUCCAGCUUCUGCUGCUGCAUGCCUAGGAAGACAAGUUCGAAGGGAGCGGAAGACAGUGUGUACUCUCCACCCAUUGUCUGCAGCUGACAUUGCAGCCCUUCAUGCUGUACAUGAGAGAGCAAACAUCACCCAAAGUACAGCUGCUGAUUUAGAUCGCCAUGAUGACCAAGAUGGUGAUGCUGAAAACACUGAAGACGAAUCACGUGACGAAGAGCCAAGUAAGCCUUUACCACCUUUACCCUGUAUUCGCCGAGUGAAUAUAACAUCCGAUUACGAAAGUAGUAACGAUUCUCCUAGUGGUAGUGAUAACAAUGAUGCUGGAAGUGUUCCAGAAGAUUCCACUGGUAGCGUUGGAUCAACACAUGUUCGGAAUCGCAUGCCUAGGUCCUUGGGUGUCCAAAUAUCCACACCCAACGACAGCUACCGGUGCAGCUUGUGUGGCGCACGAACGCGAGUCGUUGAUACAAAAGAAACAAGUCGAUCCCCUGGAUUAGUGGUUGUGCAUGAUGAUGUGCCUCCAGUCGUUGCAGCUAAAGGAAGAGAGUCUCCAGUUCCUUCUAUUGAUGAAUCUCUCCCCGGAAUCUUCGUCGGCGACGUGCGGUACGAUCUUGAAUCCUUACAUUCCGACCAAUUGCUGAAUCGUAUAAACGAAUGGGAUUAUCCGAUUUUCGAACUCCAACAGGAGGCGGGAAAUUGUAUUCUUAGUCAGGGUUUUCAACUUAUAACACUUAAUUUUACAAAAUGGUUCAUUCGGACAUCCUAUUUCUUUUGCUUGGUGUUAUACUUUUCUGAGAGAAUGUCUGACAUUGAAAGAGUUCUAGGGCAGUGUUUGUUCACUAUACUGGAAGCUUUGACGCAUCAUGGAAACAGACUGGGCCGGACAUAUUCUAGUACAAAGGUUCUCAAACGAAGGGUCUCGGUUCCCCGGGGCCGCAGGAAAGUGUCAGAGGAGCUGGAGCAAAUUCGUAAACUACACAAUGCUGUAAAAAUUCUUCAUUGGGUAGGGGCCUCAGUCAGGAUGCGGAAUUUUCUGGGAGCUUUGUGUACAGAAUGUCUGGGAACCUCAUUUCUAGUUGAUCACAAUUCCAUGCAUGCAGCUGAUGUAUUACAUGGCGUCUACUACCUCACCUCGCAGCCUGUUCCUGGUUUCGUACAAAUUCCAUCAGAAUCUACAGAUUCUCCCUUACACAAAACAUUAAAAAAUCCCAUUGAUUGUGGAACGUCUAAUCACAGACACUGUUUUGUAGCAGAUGACACUUAUGGCAUAGUUGGAGCUAAUUUUCCGGCACUGGAGUUGAUGGCGCUUUACACAGCAGCUGCCAUGCACGAUUAUGAUCACCCAGGCAGGACAAAUGCAUUCUUAGUAUCCACUUUUGCACCACAGGCGGUGCUCUAUAAUGAUCGUUCAGUGCUGGAAAACCAUCAUGCUGCAGCCGCGUGGAGUCUGUUCCUGUCCAGACCUGAAUAUCAUUGGUUGUGCCACUUAGAUAAGGCUGAAUUCAAAAGGUUUCGAUUUCUUGUAAUAGAAAAUAUUCUGGCCACCGACUUGAAGAGACAUUUCGAGAUUCUAGCAGAGUUUAAUGCCAAAGUUAACGAUGUUGAUGCACCUGGUUUAAAUUGGUUGUCUGAAACGGACCGACUACUUACAAUGGAGAUGUGUAUAAAACUAGCAGACAUUAACGGCCCCUGCAAGAGACACGAUAUUCAUGUACAGUGGACGAAUCGAAUAGCAGACGAAUUCUAUGAGCAGGGUGACGAAGAAGCCAGUUUGGGCCUCCCUAUCUCACCAUUCAUGGAUAGGCAUAACGCACAACUGGCCAAGCUUCAAGAAUCAUUCAUCAACCACUUGGUGGCGCCGUUAUGUAAUGCGUACGGAGAGGCAGGUCUUCUUCCUGGUCAGUGGAUGGAAUGUUCUGACAGCGAAGAUGAAGUUGUGUCUGAAGACGCUGACCGUAUAGAGAAGUCUGAAUGUAAAAAUACCGAUGAGGAAGUGGUUGAUAGGGACGGUGGAACUGGCUUAUUCCUUACCUGUUUAGGUACCUCCACUCAGCGCCGCCAUGCGCCUCAGUUGAAGCCUAAGAUAGUGAACUGUCUCCACACCAUUCAUUUACAAGAGAACUAUGAGCACUGGGUGAAUAUUCUGAAAGAAGAAAAUCGUAGUACAGAAGAUACAGAAUCUGUUACAGUCAAGAAAGAUGAAGAGGACGAUUCUUCCACUGCAGAAGAAUGCUCUCUCUCGGAUGAAAUGGAAACUAUUCAUGAAGAGGUUCGUCAGACAUCUUCCAACUCAAUGUCUACGAGUACAGCCUGCUGAUAUCCAGCCACACGGAUGUAUCAGGAAGCGUGAAACUAUACGGUUGGUACAGGCCACUUGUCCACCGAUGAAGAACUGUUACAGUUUCUUCUCUGUUUGUAACGUGUUUGUGCCAAAUGCUAAACUCCCUACCUUUACGAUCGCCCAACUCUGUGAGAAGGAUAAAGUUGAAUGAUAAAGUUGUUGGACACAAUUGUCAUUGGAUGAGAAACACGUUACAUGUUGUUAUUUCAGAUCUGAGACUGUGAUACAGAAAGUCUGCGUAUCGACUAAACGGGUUUAAAUGUAAUAUUAGAGGCAUAAAAACUGAAAGUAACGUUUGACGAUCAAAGUAAUGUUACUGUUAUGAGUUUGUGAUGCUUGAGCUCUUUUAACGAAAGAAACUUGAAGGCUGACAUUUUUUACAGGAAAAAGUCCGUAGAUUAAUAUAUGGCUUAAAUUCAUAUAACCUUCAAUGUUAUUUUAGUUCAGGAUUAUUACACUUAACGUAUCUUUUGGAAGGUUAACUAUGAAAAAAUGUCAUUUCGUUGAGCCAGUUGGUAUGUGUUGGUUGCGUUUAUGCUAGAUGUUAUCAAGUGUAUCUGAUAAAAUUGAUCAACUGAUCUCUAUAACCAUAAAAAUACUUUUUGUGGCAUCUCUUUUUAAACGUUAGUUCCAAAGUAAUUAUUCCGAUUAGUAAUAUUAGGGAUAACCGUUAGUGCCAUAUUUUUCGGUUUUUGACGUUAUAAUAAUUGGUUGCAGUUGCUCUCAUAUGAAAGUGUUUAACUUUUGACAAAGAUGAGGUUGGAUGAUAUUAUUGUCAUGAUUGUAAAAAUAAUAAUAUGAAUAGAAGUUAUAUUAACUUUGCAGUACUUCUCCAAACGUCAGGUGGAAAUUUAAAGUUUCCUAAUAGUUUAUUUUCUUUUUAAUCCGUUAUUACAAUGUAAUGUUAAAUAGUAUGGUUAGUAUUGAAUUUGUUGAAGAUAUAGAAACCUAUUCAUAUGGCAGAAGGAGGAACACUAUGAACGAGCAGGUUCCUCUAGCUUGAAUUUACACUCCAAGCGAGAAAAACAAUUAUAAUUGCUAUUUAUCUAACUAGGUAUGUAAUUCUAAUGGCAGAGGUAGCUUACUAUUUGAUUACAACAGAUAUCAGUUAGAUGAGAGCGUCUACGUCUGAGGAGACAUCAGAAGUUAAUCUUUUUUGUACUAGUGUUUUUGUGUACACCUAAUGAGUGAAUUAUUGCACUGUUGGAGCCAAGACAGCAUAAACAAACUUGUUUUGUGUUGUUAAAUGUGUAAAGAUAAUUAACAACUAUAUAAGAGUUUUGACAUUAAAGUAAACCCUCACUUAAAUAUUGACAGGUGGAUUUUGACUUUGAAUCUAAGAUGGAAGUUUUCUUUCAAAAGAAAGAACAGUGUUAUAAUGGAUUAAGAAUAUUACUUUUAAGUAGAAAAUAACAACCAAUCUUGUUUAAAAGUUUUAUAUAGACAUCUAGAGAAUUUUUAUGAAUGCUUUAAUAAUAAAUUGGAUCAAAAGACUUAGGGAAGACUUAUUUCACCAAACACUACCAUAGUGUUUGGUGAAAUAUAAUUGAUAAUUACAAAUCAAACAUCGUAAAAAAUAACUUCAUAUCUGGGAUGGUUGUGAUAUUUACCAUACGAGUAGUCCUUUCGACACAAGUAACAUUCAAAAUACUUCAAUUAGUCAUGUUUUUUAUACUUUAUGUAUUUUUUAUUUUGGGUUAGACUUGAAUGUUUGUACAAAUCUUCUCUGGGAGGAAAAUUUAAGUUACUUUGUACAGUUCCGAGAUAUCAGAUUUUGAACCGAUACACAAACACCUUGAUUACUGUUGUUUCUUUAUUCUGCUGUUAUUUUAUAAAUUUUUGAUGACUUUCAUUUUAUUGUUUUGGUUCAAAUAAGUAUUAACAACUUGAAACUAUAUGUCUCUCAUUGUAUAUUUGUAGUUUAUUUAUUGAACUCUCUAUAACACAAGUAUUUGGUAAAAAAUUACGUUGAAAAUCACAAAUUUCAUAACCUAUCAGUGUUCUCUUACAAUUAAUUGAUUGAUUCAGAAAUGUUAUAAGCCAAUCAGUUCAAAGAUAAUGUUGACGAAUCAGACAUGGAAGGUGGUGUUGGCAUCAUUGAUAUAAGAGGAAGAGAAAUGCUUUAUGUUCUGUGCAAAGAGAAGACUCACCUGUGGCCCUCACAAGAUAUAGUAACUUAGUAAUAUACAAACAGUGUUAAAUUUUGGGUUACUCGCACUGAAAUUUUGCUUUACAAUUUAAGAACGAGAAAAAAUAACCGAGGGUAAUUGUAAAGUGAAUAAGAUAAUAAACCCAGUUAAUGUAGACGCUAAUUGUAUAACCUAUAUACAAAAUGCAUAUCUUAUGUACUAACUUUCAGAAGAAUAGCCUACGUUUCAGGUUGUUAUAAGUACAGUAUGUGUAAUGUUUGGUACAUUUUCUACACGAAUGCUAUUAAUUGUAUUGUAAAACAGAUCGUGCUAAGGUUUUGUAAGCGAAAACAGACUCGUUACUUAGUUUUAUUUUCCUAUCCGUGUGCAUGCACCAGAAUAUUCAGUUUAAUACCUAAUCACAACCUAAUAAGUAUCAUAUCGUUCGAAAAAGGAAAAUAUAUAAAGCUUUAUAACAUGAUUUGUUUCCAUACUUUACUGUGAGGCCUAGAACGAUGGAGUUUGUGGACAGAAAUCGACGACUCGGUGAAAGAUUGACAAGCAAUGCGUGAUGGUUUUAAUUAUAUAUUUUUUACAUAUCUUAAAAUACUUUUCAGUUUUCCUUCUGUUAACUUUUUGCUCUUUGGCUUGUGCGUCCUUAAACACAACAUUUACUCAGUUGUGUGUGUUGUGAAUUGUAGAAAUGGUUUUUAUAAAGUGCAUAAAACUUUUGUUAUAAUUAGUAUAUUGUUGUAUACUAUAUGGUCUGCAAGUUUACAAAAAUAUAUUCGCUAAAAAGUAAUCUUAUAUCAUGUCAUUUUUGUGUACACUUCUAUGUUAGUGCUUUAUCAUAAUUUUUAAAAAAGUGUCAUAGGCUUCACGUCGUCAAAAUGAGUGAAAAUUCAGUUUUAGGGUGCUUUAAGAAAAUAAUAAGAACGAUAAGCUUUAUAACGUUAAGAAAAGGAAGAUUGCACUAUCUUUAAAAUGCACUAAGAUAAAACAAAGGAAACGACAGCUAUUAUUGCUGGAAGGAAGUGGUUAGAAAUAUUUCAGCUUUCUUCCGUCUUAAAUCUGAGUUGUUAAUGUUGUUGUAAUAGCUUUUGUCAUUCGUUUCCGCUUGUCUUCGAGCUGGUUUGUCAGUGAAAUAUAUCGAAUGAACUCAUUGACAAAAAAUUGUGAAAAGUGGAUACAGCUGUAAAUUUCUUUAAUUCUACUGGUAUCUGUUCUCUCUCGGUAUUU